Molecule: messenger RNA, 2701 nt
Organism: Anopheles maculipalpis
Lineage: Eukaryota; Metazoa; Arthropoda; Insecta; Diptera; Culicidae
Gene: 5PtaseI
Exons: 8
Coding region: 17-2701 (894 amino acids)
Biological process (GO): phosphatidylinositol dephosphorylation
Molecular function (GO): inositol-polyphosphate 5-phosphatase activity
Source: RefSeq, a predicted model, not a curated record
UCACCCAGUGGAUACGAUGGAUAAUGAAUCAUUGCCGGUUCUGCUUAUAACCGCUAACGUGGGAAGCGUGUUCGAAGAUCCCUCGAACCUGCUACACCUAUGGAUCAAAGAAUUGCUCGAUCACAUUGCUGCCCAGCAGCCCGCAUUUAUUGCGCUCCAUCUCCAAGAGGUGGGUGGCAAAACGUACGAAAAGUCCAUGGAGUACGUGCAGGAGUUUAUCAAGCAACUGUGCGAAUCGGACGAGCUGCGUGACUACAAUCGUAUUCGGGUAUACCUGGAUGAAGAUUACAAUUCGGCGGAACAUUUUACGGCCCUGGGAAAUCUAUACUUCGUCCAGCGCACAGUCAAUCAUGUGCUGAUGUGGAACUUUCUUACCCACGAGUGGGAUGCUGUCGAGGGCAAAAGUAUACACACGGGCAGUAUCGAAACAGUCGCUACCAAAGAAAAGGCUAAAUUCCCUCAACAAUUCUUUCCAGAGUGCAAAUGGUCCCGCAAAGGAUUUCUUCGUACCCGCUGGUUUCUCAAUGGUACCGUGUUUGAUUUAGUUAAUAUUCACCUGUUUCACGAUGCGUCCAAUCUGGAGGCGUGCGAAGAGUAUCCCUCAGUGUACUGUAAGAGCCGACGGCGUGCACUCGUGCACACACUGGAACGCUUUCAUAAAGAUACAGUUAACCGACCAGUGCCAUACUUUGUCUUUGGUGAUUUUAACUUUCGUUGCGAUACGGAAGGUGUUGUCAAGAAACUUACCGAAGAUCUCACAAUGCAUCGGGUUCAUAAUACGAAAAACGACAGUACAAAGGUUCAAUAUCGGGACGCUACCGGCACUAACGUUCUGACCGUGGGGAAGAAGGAGUUUUUCCACUGCGACCAAAGCACGUUUAAAGAAAAUUGGCUGCGUCAGUUUGAUCGCGAGCUUGAAUCACUUCGCAGCAUACUGUACGAGUUUCCCAUCACGUUCCCACCGUCAUACCCGUACGAGGAAGACCCGUUCCAGCCGGGCUCGUACAUGGCAACCCGUUGUCCUGCCUGGUGCGAUCGAAUACUGGUAAGCCCUGCGGCCCGGAAGCUCAUAUGUGAGGAUGGGUCCAACGAUGGGCCGGUUGCCGGUGAUGCGUGCGACACCUCUCCGGUUAGCUACGGUAUUAUCGGUGCGGAUGUUUGCAUGGGAGAUCAUAAGCCGGUUUAUCUCAGCAUUAAAAUCAAGACGAGUCAAGGUAUUGUAGAUAACUGCUCCUGUGAUACGCAUGUGCCUAGAAAACUGCGUGUUGAACACCCUAUUUAUAAUAACAGUGCAAGUAUCGAUAGUAGUAGUAAUAAUAACACGAUCGUAGUAAGUCUUAGUAGUUAUGGUAGUAACGGUGACAAUGCAGCCGAGUUGCCACCGAAGGCGCAACUUGUACGCCAGCUCGCAUCCACCGCAGUCCAGUGUAGCGCUGAUGAUCGGAGCACUACACCCGGCACCACCACCACCACCACCACCAUCAUUCCGUUUGCCUCCACGUCGCUUGACGUUGACCAUUUUGCCUUCCAUCAGCUUCACUACCCGUCCGCAUGUGCCAAAUGUGCCGCCCGCAUCGAGCAGUGCUACGAGCAGAAUCUCCUCGGGCUCGAACCCGUCGUACCGGGCGCGGGCACGCAAACACACCGCAAUGAGCCACUAGUGCCCAAUCAGGCGGCAUCACUCGAAUUACUGUCGCAAGCAUGCUUUAGAUAUCAUCACCCACUGGUAAGCAUUAACGUGUUCGACACGGACAGCAAUUUGAAUGUAUGCAUGUGCGCACUGUACUGUAACAAUGCCGCGACGGACGCAAAGCAGCCGACCACCACCGAUGCUACUGCUCCGACGAUCUGCCCGAACUGUCGCAAUAUUAUCAAACAUCAACCAGUAGAGCACCGGAAAACGCUUAUCUCGCGCCGGAUGAUGCUUGCCAACGAUGUGAUCGUUAAUCGCAUCGACACACACUAUCUUAACACGUACACGAUGGGGCAGGGCGGUAAUGGGAACGGUACCGGGCAGCUGCAUCCCUUCGAACCGUACACACCGGAAAGUGCCGAGUCACAUUCGCCCUUGCCCGAGUCGAGCGACUCGGGCAAAGCGUCACCAAGCGGCACCACCCAUAACGAUAAUCCAAAUCGUGAUUCGGAUGAGUCACCGACGGUUGGAAACGCUUCGUCACAGUCGAAUGCCACCGAGGAUGUCUUGCAACCGCUUCUACCGACCGAUUCGCCUCACCAAAAGCACGUCCCUUCAAACGCGAUGCAAUCGGAAACCGCUCCAUCGAACAUGGUGGACGGUGGUGCCGGUGGUGGUGGUGGUGGUGGUGGUGGUCAUGACAGUAGUUUCGGUGGUGUAUCACCCCGACAGCUAAUGUCUCGCCUCGAAAAGCUUAAAAGGCUGGCGGACGAACGACGUAAGCAGUACGGUGAAUGGACGCGCAGUUUCUCGCAGUCCGAUACGGCUAAACUAACGUCGCAGGGCAAGUGUGAUGAUGGCACCGGUGGUACUGAUGCACCGAGCGAUCCACAGGCAUCGGACGGUACUGCAUCAGUGGCGCUGCUUGCAGCGACCGGCACUAACAGCCACUGUCCGAGCAACGAAUCGGUGACGCACGCUACUUCUGGGAAUAUGGCGAGCUCUAUUUCGAUACGAAGAGACUCGGUCAUUGUGAACUGUUGCCGUGGGAUGUGCACGUUGCUAUAG